Molecule: messenger RNA, 4311 nt
Organism: Petromyzon marinus (sea lamprey)
Lineage: Eukaryota; Metazoa; Chordata; Hyperoartia; Petromyzontiformes; Petromyzontidae
Product: LIM/homeobox protein Lhx8-like
Biological process (GO): forebrain neuron development; neuron differentiation; regulation of transcription by RNA polymerase II
Cellular component (GO): nucleus
Molecular function (GO): RNA polymerase II transcription regulatory region sequence-specific DNA binding; DNA-binding transcription factor activity, RNA polymerase II-specific
Source: RefSeq, a predicted model, not a curated record
GGGAGUUCGCGAGACGUGAGGAUCUGUGCGGAGCGACACAUCUCAAAGCCAAGUCCAACUCAUACACUAACCCUAAAUCCUACACGAAACCUUAACCUGGAGUCCUUAUCCCAGAUCCUACACUAACCCUUGACCCCAACCUUUACACAAAGCGCCAAACGGACUAACAGCCACUCGAUCCCUAACCUCAAUCCCGUGCGCUGGAAUCGGUCGAUGAUAAUAACGGGUUAGCGUGCUGGAGUUAGUGCUAAAGUCAUCGUGGUUUAGAUUGAUGCUGGAGUUCGUGCUGAAGUUAUUGUGGUUUAGAUUGAUCCUGAAGUCGUGGUUUAGAUUGAUGCUGGAGUUAGUGUGGUUUAGCUUGAUGCUGGAGUCAGUUCUGAAGUCAUCGUGGUUUAGAUUGAUGCUGGAGUCAGUUCUGAAGUCAUCGUGGUUUAGAUUAACGCUGGAGUUAUGUUUGAUCAAUUAUCAAUCGUAAAAUGUGUUGUUGCUUAGAGUUGUGUUGUGUUUAGCCAAUAUACACACGUGUGUGUCCACGCACACAACGUACCCGAUCGAUUCUAUAUACUGUGUCAUUCGGCUUGUCUAAUGCGUGUGUUAAUACACACAAGUGUACACGUGUGUUAGGGCUCACGUGUGUGCUAGUCUUCAUGUGUUUUAGUGUACACGUAUGUGUUAGUGUUUACGUGUUUAGGUUCAUGUAUGUUACGGUUCACGUGUGUGUUAGGCUUCACGCAUUCGCGCUCACGCUCAACAGUCGCGGGAACGCAAAUCAACAGAUAAAUCACAGCAUUAUAGCAUUAAUACACAAAUACCAUCAACAGAGCACAACACCGCGACAACUACAUAACAGCAACCACCAUAGCAACAAUAUUAUAUUAUACAACCCGACAUCAUAGCGACACAACCUCAAUAGCAGUAACACAAUAGAACAAAACAUCACUGUAUACAGGAACUCGCCGACACAAGGACGAAAAUCAUUACAACUGUGAACAAACAUGUACACACAACACAAAUGGUGACAGUGCCACAUUGACGGGGCGCACACAAAGCAAGACAACAAGACCUUCAUUAAACAACAGAGGCCCCGUGUAGCCUCAACAGACUGUUGGGCCAACGGAUGUUAUAGCGAGCGCCAAAGAAUGACAAUUCGGCGCACAAGGGGGUGGGUGAGUGGGUGGCCAGCACCACGCCUGGUCGCAUUUGCAUCCCCAGUGCUCGUGUCCACACACCGCAUGGGGCACUCAUUUUAGGUGGAGUCGACCUUGGGGAUGAUGCUCAGCAGCGGUUCAGAAAUUCGUCACCGAUGUUGGUUGUGAGCGGGAAUCGAAGUCCGGUCGCCGGUUUCGUAGCUCUAUUCGGUACCCGCUGCACCACCGCUGCCCAUUCAAAUAAACGAAACACCACCACCAAACGACUUGUACACAAACAGAGAACAACAACAUGGGCACAAUGCACCAGACGCAGGGACACAACUGCGUGUUCGCGGUUGUGGUUAACAGCUCUCCGAUGCGUUUUCGAGUUCGUGAUUGUAUGCACACGCAUGCUGUUGUGUGUGUGUUCACGUGUGUUAGUGAACACGUGUGCGUAAAAAAACCCGCUCACAGCACUUGCCCCAAUAGUAUCUUAAGGCUGUAAAGGGGAUCUUUGUUCUCACCCGAAAACACUUUUAAUAGCUAAACGGCAGCAGUAGGCACAAUGCAAUACAACGCAACGUUAAUACAACCUUGAGAAGUUAACGCAACACAAUUAAUCCACACAUCGACAAGGCUGGUAUCUGGAACCGCACGGGUCCUUCCUCAGCCCCGGGUCUUGGGCGCCGUGAGGCCGCACGUGUAUCCCACACUCACACCUCGUACAGAGCUAUAGACGAUCGCAACUGCGCGAUUUCCCUUCUGAUGAUGUUCUAGAAGGGCUAGUGAACUCAAAUGCGUCACAAGUGUACUAUGCAUGCGUCUGCACGUUUUUGUGUUCACGUUAAGCAAUGUACGUUCCAUCGCGUGUGAACGGGCUCAGUGCAAAUGAACGCCGUCACCAUCGCAGAGUCUGCGUUUCACGAACGCGCUACCCACGCUCGCGAACGGAUGAUAGAAACCCCCCGCGGUGUCCUCGAAGGGCGAGAGAGAGAAAGGACGAGAGAGAAAAAGAGAUGGCGAGAGAGAUGGCGAGAGAGAGAUGGCGAGGCGGCGUUUCUCGCGCCGCAAGGAGCCGAGUCUCGGCACCGCCACGCGACCGCGAGAAGCGCGGCGCUCCGGCGCGGAGCCCCAGAGCCGAGGGCGCGGGGCCCGAGUUGAGGCCCCGGGCUCAGGGCGGCUGCAGCGACAUUGGUGAACCGAGUAAUUCGGUGAACCGAGUAAUUCGCCUCCCGUGGAGUGUGACGCUGAAGCCGCGAGAAAGCGGGCAAUGCGCAAGUUAUUGGUACUUGCGCAUGACAGGGUGGCAGCGUCGCCUGCUGUUGCAGCUGGCAACGCGCGUCGCCUGAAUGGAGUUGAAUCCACCCGGGCACCAACCGUGGAGUGAAGCGCACCUCUGUGACGUCACUGCGCACCUGCAUGAGCAAUCAGAGUGCAAGCGCAGCGGAAGAUCCGUGCCGCGGCCACAAUUGUUAUCAAUGAAUUGAUUGGUAAAUUAAUUGGUUAUUGAAUUUGAAUGGGGAGGGGGUGAUGAUAAACCAGAGUCUGAGUUAAAUUCCGGGUGCGUGAGCAGCCAGGCGCUCCGCGUAGAACGACUCGGCGAGCGGGAGUCGGCGAGACGCAAGGUCGCCAUGUCCGGCUCCCUCAGGUUCGGGGUCCCCGCAGAGGGGGGUCCGGGGACCAAGGGGGCACGGAUUCGAACGGGACUGGGACAGGUGAGGCGACGGGGACGCGUCACGCCCGGCCGCCUUUGUCUCCCCAGUGCUGAUGUUUACACACCGCACCAGGCUCCCCGCUCGGGCCACGUGCCCCCCCACGAGGAGGCGGGGUCGCGCUCCCCCCCUCCCUCGUCCACCUCGUCCACCUCGUCCGCACGCUCCCCGGCGGGGCCCUCGCAGCAGGGCCCCCCCGCGGGACCGGUGAGAGCCCCCAGCGCGGAGGGAGGGGGGCCCUCCUCGCCAGGGCCCUCCGGACCCCCCCAGGGUGGCCCCGUGAAGGUCCCCCCCGUGUGCGCGCGGUGCGGACACGAGAUCCUCGACAGAUUCCUACUCAAGGUGAGUGAGCAGUGCUGGCACGUGCGGUGCCUCGCGUGCUCCGUGUGCCACAGCCCCCUGAGCCGCCACAGCAGCUGCUUCUACCGCGACAGAGACGUCUUCUGUAAACUUGACUACCUCAGGCGCUUCGGGCGCAAGUGCUCGCGUUGCGGACGCCACGUGCAGGCGAGCGACUGGGUGCGGCGUGCCCGGGGCCUCGUGUUCCACCUCGCGUGCUUCGCGUGCGCAGCCUGCAAGCGCCAGCUCGCCACGGGCGAGGAGUUCGGCCUGGCCGACGGCGGCCGCCUCUUGUGCAGGGCGCACUACCGCGCCUUCCUGCAGCAGCAGCAGGGGCAUCAGGGUGCAGCGCCUGGCCAAGGGCAAGGAACCGUGGCCACUUCGACCGCGGCGCCCGCCGGCCUCCUCCUCCAACACGGCGCCGUGGGGGGGCCCGAGGGGGGGGCCCUCCCCGCAGGGGGCGAGGGGGAGGGGGCGCAGGGGAAGCCGGCGAAGCGAGCGCGGACCUCCUUCACGGCAGAGCAGCUGCAGGUGAUGCAGGCGCAGUUCGCCCAGGACAACAACCCCGACGCGCAGACCCUGCAGAAGCUGGCCGACCUCACAGGGCUCAGCCGCAGGGUCAUCCAGGUGUGGUUCCAGAACUGCCGUGCGCGACACAAGAAGCACGUGUCGCCUCCUCCACACGCGCAGGGGGCGGGGGGGCCAGGGGCCCCGGGGGGGCGGCACCCCCAUCCACACCACGUGGCCGUGGAGCUAUCCUACCCCGCCUACAGACACCACUACAGCCCCUCCCCUCCGAUGCUGCCCCCGCACUGCUCCAUGCCGCACCUGCACUUCACGCACCUGUAGGGGGCGAGGGGGAGGGUGGAGGUGGGGGGCGAGGGGCGGGGGGGGGAGAUCCCCCCCCCCCCUCCUGCAGGACGGACCCUGCGGAUCGGGAGCCACGACCUCGACGACCCCGGGCCCCUUUGAGCCGCGGUGUGGCGCUCCGGGAGGUCGCGGUGUGGCGCGCGUGGUUACACGGAGAGGACAUCGCAAGCCGCACUGCGGAGCCCACACUCUACCCCCACUCCCCCUCUCUUGCACCCCCACGGCCCCUCAAUAAAUGUGUGUAUAUUUGUACCCCCCAA